UAGUGUCAAGUUGGCCAUACGCCGCCACAAGCAUGUCAAAAUUACCGGAUAAACGAAAUGUCAUUAGGCGCAUUGAUAAAAUAAAUAUUUAUUUUUACAAUUUAAACGUAGUAUUUUCUACGUAAUUAAUAAUAAGUUUCUAAAUUUCUACGUACAAAAUGGAAACCAAAGUAGCAAUAGUAACUGGCGGCAACCGAGGAAUAGGAUUCGAAAUAGUGAAAGGGCUGUGCCAAAAGUUUGAUGGUGUUGUGUAUCUUACGGCAAGAAAUGAAGAGAGAGGGCAACAAGCCGUAAAGAAAUUAGAAGAGUUAGGCCUAAAACCGUUGUUUCACAUACUGGAUGUCACAUGCGAGAAAAGCAUCGAAGAUUUGGCUAAACAUAUUUCUACACAUCACUCUGGCAUUGAUGUUUUGGUAAACAACGCUGGUAUUCUAGACUUCGACAAAGCUAUCUCUUCAUAUGAAGAUGCGAAGAAGCUCAUCGAUACGAACUUUAUGAGUUUACUGACUAUAUCAAGAAUACUCUACCCUCUUCUUACAAAUACCGCCCGAAUAAUAAAUAUUAGCAGUGACUGGGGCUUACUGUCCAAUAUUCGCAAACAAGUAUGGCUAGACAGACUGGUUAAAGAUGAUCUUACUGUUGAACAAAUCCUAGAGUUUGUGAAUGAGUUUUUGAAUGCAGCCAAAAUGGGAAAAACUGCAUUCUUUUCCAUAGCGGGCAAGUAUGGAGAUUAUAAAGUGUCAAAAGUGGCUAUGUCUGCAUUAACUUUUGUUCAGCAAAGACAAUUCCGUGAAGAGGGUAAAGACGUUUCUAUAAACUGCGUCCACCCUGGAUUUGUGAUGACUGAUAUGACCAAAGGCAUGGGUGACUUUACCCCAGAACGAGGUGCAAGAGCUCCGUUAUACUUGGCACUGGAAGCGCCUCAGUCACUAAAAGGAUCAUUCAUAUGGCAUGACUGUCAUCAUGUUAACUGGGAUGACUAAGGAUGUAAUGGCUUUUAAAUUGUUAGUGUUACAACCAUGUUACUCCUGUGAUAUCAGUGUCACAUGCACUUUAAACUAAAAUACAUCAUUUCUUUUUAAUAA
Messenger RNA from Spodoptera frugiperda (fall armyworm), 1085 nucleotides. RefSeq names its product carbonyl reductase [NADPH] 1-like. Lineage: Eukaryota; Metazoa; Arthropoda; Insecta; Lepidoptera; Noctuidae. Gene Ontology annotation, molecular function: carbonyl reductase (NADPH) activity. The record is from RefSeq and is a predicted model, not a curated record. The transcript has a single exon. Bases 159 to 983 code for a protein of 274 amino acids.